AUGUCGAAACUCUCGGAGCCGUUGAAGCACCUCAUCAACGCCGCGCACGCCCUGCCUGGCCAGCUCAAGGCGCCGCCGACGAUCCGGUCGACCUAUGCUCAAAUAGCCGCCAGCGCGAGAGACCGAGGCGUCGGUAUCCCCGCGUGGGUCACCAUCUCGACCGCGGCGACGAUGACGAUGAACUCGCCGUCGUCAAUGGUGGAGCUGUACCACCUGACGCAGACGCUCCCGUCGGCGCCGUCGCCCACGGCCACAGCGGGGCUGAUGCGCGAGGUCGGACUCAAGUGCAUCUCGUUCAACGGCAUCCCGCGCUCGAUCAACUGCCUGGGUGCGUUCCGCGAAGGCAUGCCCAAGGACGUGUUCGACAAGAUCCCGCCGCCGGUGUCGCGCCAGCUGACGGCCCAGAACAUCGACGAGUCCAUGGCCCGUGGCCGCCGCCUGUGGAACUCGGUCUACUAUCCGUUUGAGGAGAAACUCCUGGCCAAGCUGGCCCAGUCGCAUCCCAACCUGCCCGUCCACAUCCUCUCGGGACACUACUCGAACCUGCUGGCGGACCCGCCGUCCGACGCACCCCUCCAGGUCGGGAGAGUGCUGACGUCGCUCACCGGCAUCGCCUGUCUUCGCGCCCAGACCGGCGUCGCACCCCAAGUGGUGAGCCACCUCUUCGGCCUGCGCAAGGCGUACCAGGACGGCACGGCCGAGAAGGAAAUCGAGGGCGGCGAGUGGCUGGCCACGGACGAGGGCAACCAGUGGAUCCUGCACUGCAUCGACGAGCUCGUCCGGGCAUUGAGUCAAGGCCGCGGCACGACGUUUGCGCCAGGCAUGGGCGGCGAGGAAAUCCCGAAAGCCAAGUUAUAA
Fonsecaea nubica is the source of this 858-nucleotide messenger RNA. RefSeq lists its product as hypothetical. The transcript has a single exon. NCBI's taxonomy places the organism in Eukaryota, Fungi, Ascomycota, Eurotiomycetes, Chaetothyriales, Herpotrichiellaceae. The coding region runs from base 1 to 858 and encodes 285 amino acids. The record is from RefSeq and is a predicted model, not a curated record.